Messenger RNA from Penicillium digitatum Pd1, 441 nucleotides. Its product is annotated as succinate dehydrogenase assembly factor 4. Gene Ontology annotation, biological process: mitochondrial respiratory chain complex II assembly. Gene Ontology annotation, cellular component: mitochondrion. The record is from RefSeq and is a predicted model, not a curated record. Lineage: Eukaryota; Fungi; Ascomycota; Eurotiomycetes; Eurotiales; Aspergillaceae.
AUGCCCUCAUACGCAAACGCGAUGAUGCACUCUCUCGCAAUUCGCCGUUCAAUUUUCUCGGCUGCCACAGCCCGCGGCGCAAUCCGGCCACUCUCCACAACUCGAGUCCUGCGCCAGAGCGGCGACGACAAGCCCAUGCCUUUCUCAGAUUCCCCAGCUCCCCCACGCCUCCCGAAGGAAGAACAGGAGAUCUUUGAACAGCUCCAGAAGCGCUCUACUGGGGCAUUUAGUACACCUAAGGUCAACCAGUCCCCACAGAUCGAGAUUCAGGCGGAUGGCAAAGGUGGCAAGCUUCACCCCGAUGCGCCAAAGGGCCUCAAGCCUGAGUUUGAGGGCGAGAAGAACCCGAAGACCGGAGAAGUUGGUGGACCAAAGAACGAGCCUCUGCGAUGGGGUGCAGGUGGUGAUUGGAGCUAUGGUGGUCGUGUCACUGAUUUUUGA